Molecule: messenger RNA, 459 nt
Organism: Daphnia pulex (common water flea)
Lineage: Eukaryota; Metazoa; Arthropoda; Branchiopoda; Diplostraca; Daphniidae
Product: dynein axonemal intermediate chain 2-like
Exons: 2
Coding region: 85-459 (124 amino acids)
Source: RefSeq, a predicted model, not a curated record
UGUCCGCAGGAAUUGUUCAUAUUGCAAAGGUGGAGCCAGUUACAUUGUCAGUCCCGAACUACCGAUCGACGAAGAUCGAUCAAUAUGACGGUUCCUCCAAAGAUGGAUCUUACCUGUGUUAUACGUCGACAUGUUAAAGUACUGAGCAGGAGGAAAUGUAACUUCUCCGACGCUGUUUUCAACCCGCCACAAUUUGUCGACAUUUUCCCGGAUCCGCAAUUGACAUCUUUGUUUACCAUAGCGCGGAGUAAAGAAAUCGGAGUCCAAUGCCAAGCUUGUGAUGUUUCAGCACUUAAUAUCAAUACGGAUUGUGCUACGACCGAGGCCCACGGAGUUUUCCACAAGGAAGGUGGAUGGCCUCGCGAUGUCAACCGGCAAGAAGCCGCUGCUUAUUCAUCAGAUCCUUUUUGGAAAAAUCUGUUUGACCACAAAGAAAAUGAUUCUUACAUCAAAUGUUGA